Molecule: messenger RNA, 2130 nt
Organism: Magallana angulata
Lineage: Eukaryota; Metazoa; Mollusca; Bivalvia; Ostreida; Ostreidae
Product: N-lysine methyltransferase KMT5A-like
Exons: 9
Coding region: 816-1547 (243 amino acids)
Molecular function (GO): protein binding
Source: RefSeq, a predicted model, not a curated record
UCUUUUUUUCUUGUAUUAUUUUCAUAAAAUUAUUUUGCUAAAUAAAUGAGAAAUGUUUGGAACAUAUUAGUAUGAUUUUGAUCAACGAAAUCGAUGCAAUGCAAUGAUAAACAAUAAUUAUUACCGUCGAUUGACUAGAUAGAAUGGUCUUUUCUUAAAAUGACACAUGUCCAACUAACCCGGUUAAAUGAUAGAAUUUGUGCCCUUUACUGUCAUUCUUAGUAGCAAAUGAAAAAAGAAAUAUCUCGGUUGUAUCUUGCCUAUAUUUUCAUUUGAUUGGUCUCAAAUACCUACAAUGUUGCUCAUUUAUAAUCCCAUUUUACCACAUUAACGGUUUUGGCAAUGAAAUCACUGGUCGCCAUGUUAAUGAUAAAAUCCGAGAUAUUUCGAGUGCAAAAUGGCAGGCAAAUUCAAACAGAGACACUUUUUGCCUCUGCUGGGGUUUGAACCAGGGUCCUCUGGCACGCCAGUCAAGCACUCUACUGAGCGAGAUAAAGGGUUAACCCACUAGCCAGAGCUAGUAGGAAUGCAAUAUACCUGACUCUACCACAGAUAUAUUAACAAAAUGCCUUUGUAUGACCCAUUAUAUUAAUAAUGAAUAUUUUGUGGACUUAAUUACAUAUGCAUUUUCAAAAAGGUUUGUAAUAUAAAUGCUGUGUUUUACCCCUGCAGAUUGUUUUUAACAGACUUAAAGUCGAUGCGAAGCAGAUCCGCUUUGCAGCUGCUACAUUGCAAGUAUAUGGGACGAAUUCUUACUGUGACCUGAGCGUAGCCUGGUCACGCUUAUGUAAGUUAUAAAGCAGUCAACUAAAAAGAUGGCAGCUUAUUCAAGGGGGAAAAUUGCAAAACAACGAAUAAGCCCUAAAAGAGAGGCAGAAUUUAUGUGUCGUUCUGGACUGGACUGUGAUGCAUUAAAAGUUGAAUUGAUCAACAGAAGAAUUGGAUAUGGGGUUUUUGCAACUCAAAAUUUUCCAAAAGGAAGCUUUUUGGUAGAAUAUGUUGGAGAGAGAAUUGUGCCCAAGGAAGCAGAAGAAAGAGAAAAGAAGCGCAAAAUAAAACAUACUAGUUAUAUGUUUUACUCUAAGUGGAAUGGUCUGAAGUGCAUUGAUGCAACUAACACUGAAAGAAAGGGGAAGUAUAUAAAGGACGAGGAAGUCGGAAGUCCGUUGAAUAACUGUGUUAUGCGCCUUUUGGUUACCGAGAAUUAUCCAAGGCUCUGCCUCUUUGCAAAUAGAGAUAUUAAAGCUGGAGAAGAGUUAAGAUAUGAUUAUGGGGAAGCCAACCUACCUUGGCGACAAGACAGUGAGGAGAACAAUGAAGAAACUAUUGAUACUGAAACCGAGAGUGAAAAAGAAGUUGAUGAUGAUUCCAACACUGCAUCCCCCAUGGAAGUUCCAUGUAAAAGUAAAAAGCUAAGCACAGAGAGAUCAUCAUGCCCACCCCAUGCAAAACCUGAGGCUCAAGGACAAGUCAGUGUUCAACGUCACACAUGGACUGCUUUAGAAAGGCAUCCUUGGAGCGACAGUUUAAUAACUUUAUCAAACUAGGGAAAACUCCUGGUCAGCUUGACUGUUUAAACGCCAUUAGGAAGGAAAAGGCAUAUCAGGCUUCACGUGGCGCAAUGUGAAGUUUGCUGUCAAAAACAUAAUACCUCUCGUCUGAGAAGUUGCAGAAAAUGAAAUUCCAAGUGGUCGCAACGUUAAAUUUCUAUGUGUUAUAAUUAUGUUACCGUAAUGAAGUUCGAAUGCAUACUGUUUGUGCUGUAUUAUCAAUUUGUUAAUAACAUUAUGCCAGUAUCUAAAUUUAAUACAGGGUGCAUGCAUUUGUGACAAAUGCUUAUUGGCUUAUACAAAUGUACAUUUAUUUUUUUGUCUGUUAUUCUACUUCCUAUUCCAUGAAACAUUUUGAAAUGGCAGAAAUGGGUAGACAUUAUUUGAUAUUUUAAUUGAUAAAAUAUGAUCAGAAAUGUAAAGAAGGGCACGCAUCAUGCAUGAUAAUGUCAAUAAUUGAUUGAAAUUAUUUGAAUUCAUAAACAAAAUUCCAUAUAUCAUGAAUUGCUAUGAAAUUAUGUACUUUUAAAUUUUAGAUUAAAGUUGUUUGAUCCUAAAAUAAAAUGAAUUAUAAUUAAGA